Benincasa hispida (wax gourd) is the source of this 507-nucleotide messenger RNA. NCBI's taxonomy places the organism in Eukaryota, Viridiplantae, Streptophyta, Magnoliopsida, Cucurbitales, Cucurbitaceae. The record is from RefSeq and is a predicted model, not a curated record.
AUGGAUCUCCUUAAAGAAACAGGAAUGACUGGUUGUAAACUUGUAGACACCCCUACAGAGUAUAAUGCCAAACUAAGUAAUGUUAACAAUGGAGAUCCUGUCAAUAAAGAAAGAUAUCAACAAUUAGUCGGGAAGUUGAUAUAUUUAUCUCAUACGAGACUUGAUAUAUCUUAUGUCGUGAAUGUUGUCAGUCAGUUCAUGCAAGCUAUGACAGCCGUUGAACGUAUUCUACAAUAUCUAAAGGGCACUUCUGGUAAAGGCCUUUUGUUCAGAAAGUCUGGUAAAUGUGACAUAGAAGCAUAUACUGAUUCAGACUGGGUUGAGUCUGCUAUUGAUAGAAAGUCUAUGUCUGGGUAUUGCACGUUUGUCUGGGGCAAUCUGGUCACUUGGAGAAGUAAAAAACAGGGAGUGGUUGCCAGAAGUAGUGCAGAAGCCGAGUAUAGAGCCUUGAGUCUGAGGAUAUGUGAAGAAAUCUGGUUGAAGAAAGUGUUGACAGAUCUUCGAUAA